Messenger RNA from Macadamia integrifolia, 1037 nucleotides. RefSeq names its product probable homogentisate phytyltransferase 2, chloroplastic. Gene Ontology annotation, cellular component: membrane. The record is from RefSeq and is a predicted model, not a curated record. Gene Ontology annotation, molecular function: prenyltransferase activity. Lineage: Eukaryota; Viridiplantae; Streptophyta; Magnoliopsida; Proteales; Proteaceae.
GAAACUCUUCCCAUGUUUUGGAUUAUAUAAAUUCCAACACCCACAGACGCACACAUAAAAUAGGUGGAAUUGAAAAAUAAUUAAGAAAAUGACGCGUAGGGAAGGAGAGUUCUCUCCGAAGUUCUGAAUCACUCCAAUUAGUCUAUCUUCGCCAUGGAUCUUUCUUUCUACUCUCCUUCUUCUUCGCUACGAAUUCCAACUAUAGUUCCUCUCUGCAACACUUCAAUUGUUCCGAAGAAACCCACCAACCCAAUCCAUAAACUAACCAACAUUCCGUUGAGGAGCACCAGGAAUUCAUCUUCAGCUCGCUUAUUCCACCGCAGGAACUGCAUUUCACCUGUUCCAAGAAGCCAUUCGUGUCGUUUCCGCAUCUGGGCUUCUACGCAAAUUGGAGCCGCUGGAUCUGAUUCUGUACAAAGUAAAAUUUCUGAAUAUAAAGAUGCAUUCUGGAGAUUUCUAAGGCCUCAUACAAUUCGGGGUACUGCCCUUGGAUCUAUAGCUUUGGUAUCGAGAGUGUUGAUUGAAAACUCAAACCUGAUAAGGUGGUCAUUGCUGUUCAAGGCGUUUUGUGGUCUUGUUGCGCUUAUAUGUGGAAAUGGUUACAUCGUGGGAAUUAAUCAGAUCUAUGAUAUUGGAAUUGACAAGGUAAACAAGCCCUAUUUACCUAUAGCUGCAGGGGAUCUAUCAGUUCAAUCAGCAUGGCUUUUGGUGUUAUGUUUUGCGGCUUCCGGCCUCCUGAUUGUUGGAUUGAACUUUGGUCCAUUUAUUUCUUCCCUGUACUGUCUUGGUCUUUUUCUGGGCAGUAUCUAUUCUGUCCCUCCAUUUAGGCUGAAGAGGUUUCCUGUUGCUGCAUUUCUUAUUAUUGCCACGGUACGUGGCUUUCUUCUUAACUUUGGGGUAUACUAUGCUACGAGAGCUGCACUGGGACUUACAUUUGAGUGGAGCACAGCUGUGGCUUUCAUCACAGCCUUUGUGACACUCUUUGCAUUGGUCAUUGCCAUCACAAAGGAUCUUCCAGAUGUAGAGGGUGACCGCAA